Molecule: messenger RNA, 2070 nt
Organism: Lacerta agilis (Sand lizard)
Lineage: Eukaryota; Metazoa; Chordata; Lepidosauria; Squamata; Lacertidae
Gene: SLC7A11
Product: solute carrier family 7 member 11
Exons: 13
Coding region: 117-1628 (503 amino acids)
Biological process (GO): amino acid transmembrane transport
Cellular component (GO): membrane
Molecular function (GO): L-amino acid transmembrane transporter activity
Source: RefSeq, a predicted model, not a curated record
UGAAAGAACAGCACCAAGAAGCAAUUAGCUAGACAAAGGCAGAGAGAGGAACGAAAGUGCCUGCUGGAGAGUUUUAUAAAACAUUCAUUCUUGGAGAGUGCUGGUAGCACUGAAGCAUGUUUAGGAAGCCUCCCGGACCGGUAGUCUGUAAUGGCAGCUACCUGCAGGAGCAGUCUAAUGGCAAGUUGCCCUCCAAGUGCAACACCAAGGCAGCCGAGGGAGACAAAGUGGUUUUGAAGAAGAAAGUAACUUUACUGAGAGGAAUUUCUAUUAUAAUUGGCACUAUCAUUGGAGCAGGAAUCUUCAUCUCUCCCAAAGGAAUCCUCCAGAACACAGGCAGCGUGGGAAUGUCCUUGACUGUCUGGACUUUCUGUGGCAUCCUUUCACUCUUUGGUGCGCUCUGUUAUGCUGAACUGGGCACAAGUAUAAAGAAAUCUGGUGGGCAUUAUACAUACAUUCUGGAAGCCUUUGGCCCUCUACCUGCUUUUGUAAGAGUGUGGGUGGAACUGCUCAUUAUACGCCCUGCUGCCACAGCAGUGAUUUCCCUGGCAUUUGGACGUUACAUGUUGGAACCAUUUUUUAUCCAGUGUGAAAUCCCAGACCUUGCUAUUAAACUGAUUACAGCUAUGGGAAUAACAAUUGUAAUGGUCCUGAAUAGCAUGAGUGUCAGCUGGAGUGCCCGCAUCCAGAUUUUCCUAACCUUUUGCAAGCUCGUAGCAAUUUUGAUAAUUAUAGUCCCUGGAGUUAUGCAGCUAAUUAAAGGAGAAACUCAGCACUUUAAAGAUGCAUUUGUGGGGAAUGCAGCCAGUGUCAAGGGAUUGCCUCUUGCUUUUUAUUCAGGAAUGUAUGCCUACUCAGGCUGGUUUUACCUCAAUUUUGUUAUUGAAGAAGUAGAGAACCCAGAAAGAAAUGUACCGCUUGCCAUUUGCACAUCAAUGGUUAUUGUCACAGUUGGCUAUGUGUUAACCAACGUGGCCUAUUUUACAACUAUUAGUCCCGAAGAUCUGCUAGCUUCCCAAGCAGUGGCAGUGACUUUUGCUGAACGUUUACUGGGAAGUUUUUCCUUGGCUGUUCCAAUUUUUGUUGCACUCUCUUGCUUCGGAUCUAUGAAUGGUGGGAUCUUUGCUGUCUCCAGGAUGUUCUACGUCGCAUCCCGCGAGGGUCACCUUCCUGAGAUUCUGUCCAUGAUUCAUGUUCGCAAGCACACUCCUUUACCAGCUGUCAUUGUUUUGCACCCCCUGACAAUGAUCAUGCUCUUCUCCAGUGAUCUCUACAGCCUCUUGAACUUCCUCAGUUUUGCCAGGUGGCUUUUUAUAGGCUUGGCAGUUGCUGGGAUGAUUUACCUCCGAUAUAAGCGCCCUGAGAUGCCUCGUCCUUUCAAGGUGCCGCUCUUUAUUCCUGCUCUGUUUUCUUUCACCUGCCUCUUCAUGGUUGCACUAUCACUUUAUGCUGACCCUGUCAAUACUGGCAUUGGCUUUGCAAUUACACUGACUGGCGUCCCUGCCUACUACCUCUUUAUCAUAUGGGACAAGAAGCCAACGUGGUUUAGACGGCUGUUAGAUAAGACAACGUUAACAUUGCAAAUCAUCUUGGAAGUUGUUCCAUCAGAGCGGAGUGCUACAUCGUGAUCUUCUGCAGCUGAAAGUAGCAGAGAGGCCAAGCAACCAGCUUCUUCAUCAGUCAAGGAAAUGUGUGUGUGUUCACCUUCCUAGGCAACAUGGAGAAAUAAUGAACUGUGGAGGGAAUGGUUUUAUAGUGUCAAUAUUUUUAUGUGUGGUUAUCUGGUACUGUGGACUCAGGCCACAUUCUUGAAAGGAGAAGCUAUGGAACCUUUGUGGAACAAAGUGUAUGCUCUCCUUCUAUGAGAAUAGAGUCAAUGUAAUCUGAAAUUCCCUUUAUCAUACAAGGGAAGGGAUCAGUUUUUAACAUUGAUGAUUUGUACUGUAGCGUAAAUGAACAUUUGUUUAAAAAUGUUCAAGAGACAGCUAAAAAAAACCAAGAGAGAUAAUGUCUGUAUUAUGUGUAUUGGGCCUAAAGAAAGAAAGGAGUAAAAAAUGUGAGUGCAAAAUU